UGUGGUGCAGGCGCGCGCUAGCGCGGUGGAGUUCAGUCAGUUGGUUGAAACCUCAACAUGGCUUCUGGCAACGACAGGGGAGCGGAAUCACUGAAGCGUGAAAUCCUUCAGAGAUUGCAUGACCGACUGCUACACAUCUUGGAGAGGCAGCCUCUCGACAUGGAAGGGUUACAUUUUGUUUGCCAUCAGAAUUUAGUUUUAUUAAGUGCUCUGGAUGACGCAGUGAAUGUAGGAGAAGAACUACUGUCUGCACUUACAAAUUUAAGUACUGUUAUCCAACAGGAGAUGGAGAAUGAGCAGACAUUUAUAACACUGGAUUUGCAGAAGGGCUUUCGUGGGCGUCCACGAUUGACGACGUCAGUAGAGACCCUCACACAUCUUCUAGAACUUGGGCUGCCAUCAAAAUGCAUCGCUAGACUCCUUGGUGUGUCGAGAGCUACGCUUUUUAGGCAGGUGGCUGAAAAUAAUCUAUUUAUAUCUGCCUCAUACAGUGGCUGCAGUGAUGAUGAAUUGGACUCAUUGAUCACAGGAAUUAAGAGCACAAUGCCAGAUACUGGGUGCAGAGUAGUCAAAGGUGCUCUACUUGCACAGGGACACAGAGUGCAAUGGGACAGAGUGUAUGCAUCCAUGCAUCGCGUGGACAGUGUAGGUGUGCUUUCCAGGAUGACUCGUCUGAGAUGUGUGGUGAGGAGGACGUACACGGUUCCUUACCCGAAGUACAUGGUGCACAUUGACACCAAUCACAAGCUCAUCAGGUACAACUUUGUUAUCUUUGGGGGAAUAGAUGGCUAUAUUACAAAGGUAAGAUUUUUACCUGUCAAGGACAAAGAACUGCAAAAUGUUACUGACUGACCCCAUUUUAAGCAUGGAAGAUGUUUUCUUCUCAUACAUUUCAGUUUAUUUUCUGUACAAACAGGUGGUGUUCCUUAGAAACAAAUAUAUUUGACUUCUAUGGUUUUCUGUCAUCCAGCAGUGUAGCCUACCCCUAGGGUCAUUCCAUACCAACUCACCUGGAACCUCCUAAUUCAUGUCAUAGAUUUUCACAGUAAUUUGAAAAAGUCAGAAUCAGUCU
Messenger RNA from Sander lucioperca (pikeperch), 1072 nucleotides. RefSeq lists its product as uncharacterized. NCBI's taxonomy places the organism in Eukaryota, Metazoa, Chordata, Actinopteri, Perciformes, Percidae. The transcript is spliced from 3 exons. The record is from RefSeq and is a predicted model, not a curated record. Bases 58 to 852 code for a protein of 264 amino acids.